Molecule: messenger RNA, 975 nt
Organism: Acanthosepion pharaonis
Lineage: Eukaryota; Metazoa; Mollusca; Cephalopoda; Sepiida; Sepiidae
Source: the annotation of a GenBank genome assembly
AUGACAGUAACCCUUUUUGUAUACAGGAGUCAACUUUACGGCCAUCUAUCUAUCUAUCUAUCUAUCUAUCUAUCUAUCUAUCUAUCUAUAUCAGUCUCUUCAGAUCUAUCUAUCUAUCUAUCUAUCUAUCUAUCUAUCUCAGUCUCUUCAGAUCUAUCUAUCUAUCUAUCUAUCUAUCUAUCUAUCUAUCUAUCUAUCUAUCUCUAUUUCAUUAUCUAUCUAUCUAUCUAUCUAUCUAUCUAUAUAUCUCUUCAGAUUAUCUAUCUUAUCUAUCUAUCUAUCUAUCUAUCUAUCUAUCUCAGUUUUCUUCAUAAAAAAUAUCUAUCUAAUAUAUAUCUAUGUUCAUUAUCUAUCUAUCUAUCUAUCUAUCUAUGUCUGUUCAUUAUCUAUCUAUCUAUCUAUCUAUCUAUUUCAGUCUCUUCAGAUCUAUCUAUCUAUCUAUCUAUCUAUCUAUCUAUCUAUAGAUCUAUCUAUCUCAGUUUCUUCAUAUCUAUCUAUAUAUAUAUCUAUGUUCAUUAUCUAUCUAUCUCUGUUCAUUAUCUAUCUAUCUAUCUAUCUAUAGAUCUAUCUAUCUAUCUAUCUAUCUAUCUGUCCAUUAUCUAUCUAUCUAUCUAUCUAUUUCAGUCUCUUCAAAUCUAUCUAUCUAUUUAUCUAUCAGGAUGUUCCACAAUCUAUCUAUCUAUCUAUCUAUCUAUCUAUCUAUCUAUCUAUCUAUCUAUCUCAGCUAACCAUCUAUCUAUCUCUCUAUCUAUCUAUUUAUCUAUCUCAAUAUGGAAAUCUAUCUAUCUAUCUAUCUAUCUAUCUAUCUAUCUAGUCAUGACUGUUGAUAUCUAUUUAUCUAUUUUCCUAUCUAUGCUUUUUAAUAUCUAUCUACCUACCUAUGCUUCUUGUUAUCUAUCUAUCUAUCUAUCUAUCUAUCUAUCUAUCUAUCUAUCUGCACGUUUAUAUCUAUUUACUUCUUUUUUUUACACGUAA